Messenger RNA from Rotaria socialis, 615 nucleotides. The record is from the annotation of a GenBank genome assembly. Lineage: Eukaryota; Metazoa; Rotifera; Eurotatoria; Philodinida; Philodinidae.
AUGCGUCUCGAAACAUGUUAUUAUUGUUCAUCGACGGUCUGGCCUGGUCAUGGUAUUCAAUUUGUGCGAAACGAUUGCAAAAUUUUUCGAUUUUGUCGUUCGCGUUGUCAUCGUGCUUUCAAGAAGAAAUGGAAUCCACGUAAAUCACGCUGGACAAAAGCACACAGAAAAUUAACUGGAAAAGAUUUGACAACGGAUGCAACAUUUGAAUUCGAAAAACGUCGAAAUGAACCAGUUAAAUAUCAACGUGAAUUAUGGCAAAAUACACUGUCAGCCAUUAAACGAGUUGAAGAAAUUCGUACUAAACGAGAACGACAUCAUAUUAUGAAACGUCUUCGACAAGGUACACUUGAUCGAAAGGCGGCUGAUUUGCGCGAAGUACGCGAUUAUAUUCAUCUUGUCCGGGCACCUAAUGCAACUAAACCAAUGGAAGAAAUUGAAAUGGUACAAAAAGCUAUUCAAAAACGUGAAGAAGCUGGCGAACUUCUAACUAAAGUUGGAACAACAGUAUCUACAACAAAGAAACUAUCAGCAUUACGUCGUCGUGCACCGAAAAUCGAAGUUACAAUGGAAACAUCUGAUAAUGAACAAAUGCUUGCAGAAGAUAUGGAUUAA